This is a messenger RNA of Acanthosepion pharaonis, 1563 nucleotides long. The record is from the annotation of a GenBank genome assembly. NCBI's taxonomy places the organism in Eukaryota, Metazoa, Mollusca, Cephalopoda, Sepiida, Sepiidae.
AUGUAUCUGUCUAUAUACACAUCUAUCUAUCAAUAUAUACACAUCUAUCUAUCUAUCUAUCUAUCUAUCUAUAUAUAUAUAUACACACACAUCUAUCUAUCUAUCUAUCUAUCGAUUUACAUAUAUAUAUACAUAUAUAUACAUCUAUCUAUCUAUAUAUACAUCUAUCUAUCUCUAUAUAUAUAUAUAUCAUCUAUCUAUCUAUCUAUCUAUCUAUCUAUCUAUCUAUCUAUCUAUCUAUCUAUCUAUACGCAUAUUUCUAUCUAUCUAUAUAUAUAUACUCAUCUCUCUCUAUAUAUAUACAUAUCUAUUUAUCUAUCUAUCCCUAUAUAUAUACACCCACACACCCACACACACACACAUAUAUAUAUAUAUACAUAUAUUCAUAUUUCGCAUUUUUUCCUAUCUUUCUUUAUUCAAAUCUCUGUCUAUCUAGCUAUCUAUCCAUCUCAGUUUUUUGUCUUUUACAGUCGUUGUUUAUCUAUUUAUCUAUCUCAGUUUUUCAUAUCGUACUCUCUGUCUCUCUCUCUCUCACCAAUUUGUUUAGCUAUCUAUCUAUCUAUCUAUCUAUCGCAGUUUUAUCUAUCUUACUCUUACACCAGUUUGUCUAUCUAUCUAUCUAUCUAUCUAUCUAUCUAUCUAUCUAUCUAUCUAUCUAUCGCAGUUUUAUCUAUCUUUUACACAAGUUUGUCUGUCUGUCUAUCUAUCUAUCUAUCUAUCUAUCUAUCUAUCUCGGUUUUAUAUAUAUACUCUGACACCAGUUUGUCUGUCUGGCCAUCUAUCUAUCUAUCUAUCUACUUCAGUUUUAUCUAUCUUUUACACAAGUUUGUCUGUCUGUCUGUCUAUCUAUCUCAGUUUUAUAUAUCUUACUCUUACAUCAGUUUGUCUGUCUGUCUAUCUAUCUAUCUAUCUAUCUCAGUUUUUCUAGAUUGCUUUUACAUCACUUUGUUUAUCUAUCAAUCUAUCUAUCUACCUCAGUUUUAUCUAUCUUUUACACAAGUUUGUCUGUCUGUCUGUCUGUCUGUCUAUCUAUUUCAGUUUUAUAUAUCUUACUCUUACACCAGUUUGUCUGUCUGUCUAUCUAUCUAUCUAUCUAUCUAUAUCAGUUUUUCUAGCUUGCUCUUACAUCACUUUGUUUAUCUAACUAUCUAUCUAUCUAUCUAUCGCAGUUUUAUCUAUCUUUUACACAAGUUUGUCUGUCUGUCUGUCUGUCUAUCUAUCUAUCUAUCUAUCUAUCUAUCUAUCUAUCUCGGUUUUAUAUAUAUACUCUUACACCAGUUUGUCUAUCUGGCUAUCUAUCUAUCUAUCUAUCUACUUCAGUUUUAUCUAUCUUUUACACAAGUUUGUCUGUCUGUCUAUCUAUUUCAGUUUUAUAUAUCUUACUCUUACACCAGUUUGUCUGUCUGUCUAUCUAUCUAUCUAUCUAUCGAUAUCAGUUUUUCUAGCUUGCUCUUACAUCACUUUGUUUAUCUAUCUAUCUAUCUAUCUAUCUAUCUAUCUAUCUAUCUAUUACAAAGUUUUCGAUAUCCUAUAUCGCUAUUCAUGCCAACCUCUUCAUCAUAG